Molecule: messenger RNA, 751 nt
Organism: Spea bombifrons (plains spadefoot toad)
Lineage: Eukaryota; Metazoa; Chordata; Amphibia; Anura; Pelobatidae
Product: cathelicidin antimicrobial peptide-like
Exons: 4
Coding region: 1-558 (185 amino acids)
Biological process (GO): defense response
Cellular component (GO): extracellular region
Source: RefSeq, a predicted model, not a curated record
AUGGCGAGCUGCGCCCCGUUAUCCCUGCUCUACGCCGCGGCGUGUCUGCUGUAUUCUGCCGCCGUACCCCACGAUUUCUGGGCUCCCCGAGAUCCGGAAUCCGUACAGAGAGCCGUAGAGAUCUACAAUGCGGAACAGAUCACCGGAUUCCUCUAUAAACCUCUCCCAGUCAAACCUCGCCAGCCGCCGGCCGACACGGUACCCGGCGGCGUCCUGACGUUUCUGAUCAAAGAAACCGUCUGUUCAAAGUCAACUCAACAACACAUCGGCGAGUGUCCCUUUAAGGAGGACGGGGAGGUAAAAAACUGCACGGUUUCUUUCCAUGGAUCUGAAGACAUAACAGUGACCUGCAGCACGUUGGCGGAUACGAAUAACGUUUCUGACAAUUAUCUGACGGAAGAAAAUGUGAGGACGAAAAGUAGCAAAAAACUUGCGAGGCGCAUGAAGCGGCGCAGCCUUAAACUGUCAAAAACCAAGAGAACGCUUAACGGAACUUCGUCCGACGGCUCCCAGUCUUCGUUCUCCUGCCUACAAUGUAUUUUUGAUAUCCUGUACUAAUAAAAUACACAGACUUUCAUUUUCUUCUUUUUUCACUUAUUUUUCGAGUUUAGAGAAUCGUUUGGAGCCGGAAAUAUUCUUAGAACAUUUGGUGGCUUAAAGCUAAUAAAUCUUGUUAAAUCUAGAAUAUUUUGCAGUUUCUAUGGCAACGUCAUAUCCGUGACAAUUAACUUGUUCAUGGAAAAAAAAAAAA